AUGGACAUUGACGAUAUCCUUCGAGAGGUCGACCCCCAGACACACCACAUCCCCCGCCAGACACGCGACCUGCAAGCUCUGACGCGUCGAUGGGUGGCAGAGAGGUCGGCGCCAGAGCUCCUAGACUGGCCGUCGGACGGGCUGUUUGAGCGCGUAAAUGACCAAAUCAAGGCGCAAAUCGAAAAGAUCGAAGACAUGACGGGUGACAUGGACCCCAAGACCAACUUUGCCCUCAUCGUCCUCCAAACAGAACUAGAGCGCUACAAGUUUCUUGUCCGCAGCUAUCUGAGAGCUCGAAUCGCAAAGAUUGACAAGCAUACCCUUCACUACCUCUCGACCGAAGAACUGCGCGGCCGAUUAUCAUCAACCGAGCUCGCGUAUGCCACGCGCCACCAAGCCCUCCUCCACAACCACUACCUCUCCUCCUUCCUCGCGUCCUUUCCCGAGAAGCUCCAGAACCUCAACGACACGGCCGGCAACAUCAGCAUGAUUGAUUCGCCUGACAUGGACACGGCCGUCUUUGUUCGCAUGCUGCGCGACAAGGACGUCUACGGCCGCGGCACGGACCGCGACAACACACUGCCGACGUCGAAUGGCGACGUCCUGAUUCUGCGGUGGUCCAGCGCCAAGCAACUGGUGCUGGACAUGGACGCAGAACUGGUAUAA
Akanthomyces muscarius is the source of this 666-nucleotide messenger RNA. RefSeq lists its product as uncharacterized. Gene Ontology annotation, cellular component: GINS complex. The record is from RefSeq and is a predicted model, not a curated record. Bases 1 to 666 code for a protein of 221 amino acids. Gene Ontology annotation, biological process: double-strand break repair via break-induced replication; DNA-templated DNA replication. The transcript has 3 exons. Lineage: Eukaryota; Fungi; Ascomycota; Sordariomycetes; Hypocreales; Cordycipitaceae.